Trichoderma aggressivum f. europaeum is the source of this 1017-nucleotide messenger RNA. RefSeq lists its product as uncharacterized. The coding region runs from base 1 to 1017 and encodes 338 amino acids. NCBI's taxonomy places the organism in Eukaryota, Fungi, Ascomycota, Sordariomycetes, Hypocreales, Hypocreaceae. The transcript is spliced from 2 exons. The record is from RefSeq and is a predicted model, not a curated record.
AUGGUGCAGUUCAACGGUCCUCAUGGCAAGGUGACCGUCUCAUACCUGCGUGAAGGGGGUUUGCAUCCUCCGCAAGAACCCAGCAAAAGCUUUGAAGGCAAAACAGUCGUAAUAACAGGAUGUGCCAGUGGAAUCGGUUAUGAAGCCGCGUUGAAAAUUGCAGCGUUGAAGCCAAAGAAAUUAAUUCUGGGAACCCGAACUGCUGCCAGAGGCGAGAAUACAAAGAGCAGCAUCUUGUCACAAGUGCAAUCAUUGGACAAUGCUGUUAUUGAAGUUAUUCCUGUCGAGUACACUUCCUUUGAAUCUGUCAAUCGAUUUGUUGAUGCAAUUAAGCGCACCACACAAACACUAGACUGUGUUCUUCUAAGUGCUGGCCUCGCAUUGCCAACACGUGAAGUGACAGAGGAUGGAUGGCCCACAACCUUCAAAGUCAAUGUGCUCUCUCCCUCUCUAAUCGCCCUUGAGCUGUUACCACUCCUAAAAGCUACUCCAGGGAGCGUCUUGGAGUUUGUGAAUUCGAUAAGCUACUGCAAUGUCACAAGUCAAGAUGUCGCUCCGCUACUUGAAGACCCAAAGGCAAAUGCACUGCAGUUUUUCAACGAUGCUGAGCGGUGGACAACGCAAAAGGCAUAUUAUGAGGCCAAACUAAUGCUCAUGUUUGUUCUUCAGGGACUCGUAGAGGACCUCGGAGGAAGCCAGGGCGUGCUCGGGAACCAACAAGGGCCGAUUGUUUUGGCAUGCUGUCCGGGACAGUGCAAAACGAAUUUGUAUAGAGAAUUUACAAUGGGCGUGAGAGUGUUCAUGACUCUUUUCAACGCCAUCAUAGCAAGAACAGCCGAGCAGGGAAGCAGAACCCUGGUGACGGGGUUGCUGCAGAGCGAGGAGGCGAAUGGAAAAUUAUGGGUGAAUGACCGGUUCGAUGACUGGUCGCCGGGGUUGACAGAGCAAGAAUGGAAUAAUCUACAGGGGAGGGUAUGGAGCGAGGUGAAGGAGGUUUUGAAGAAAUAUCGAGAUUAG